AUGGCCUCAUUCAAGUACAUCCCCCCACCUAACGACUUUCUCAAAGUCAUCGGCGACGCCAACCACUACGAGCAAGCCGUCGACCUAUGCAAUGGCUUCUACAAGAUCUCAGGCCAGGGUGGCUUCACCGACAAGGGCGAGAUGCCAUCCGACGUCAAGGACGAAGUAGAGCAGGCUGUCCAAAAUGUCGAAGACGUUCUCAAAGCAGCUGGUCUUCGUGGGUGGGAGGACGUUUACUACGUACGACAUUACCACACCGAUAUCGACGUGACUUUGCCUCUCGUGACAGAGGCGGUCAAGAGAAAGGUUCCCAACAAUCGACCUGGUGGUGUUGCGGCGGGUGUUACAAGGCUGGCUCUUCCGAAUAUGAGGAUAGAGAUUGAGGUUGAUGCGAAGAAACAUUCCUCGUAA
Molecule: messenger RNA, 411 nt
Organism: Fusarium pseudograminearum CS3096
Lineage: Eukaryota; Fungi; Ascomycota; Sordariomycetes; Hypocreales; Nectriaceae
Exons: 1
Coding region: 1-411 (136 amino acids)
Cellular component (GO): cytosol
Molecular function (GO): deaminase activity
Source: RefSeq, a predicted model, not a curated record